CGCCCCCGAGCGGUGACGCCCGUUGGGAUCCUAGUUGGCGUACUUCAACAGGACUCCCGCGGUUGUGUUCAACCCUUCCCGGUCACCAUGCCGGGUAGUCAAUAGGAGCCAAUGCCUAAGGCCAAUACCUUCAAUUUCCGUAAUCAAUAAAGUUGUGGCCUUUUAUGCCCAUUAACCUUAUAUCAUUGUGUCCGUGUCUUUAUUUCAUUGGGGGAGGUAACUUGCCACGCAAAGAGUUUUUUCAUGAUUGCAACCAACAACGAAGGUAAAAGAGCAGAGUGAACCUGAGAGAGUUAGUGUCCAUUUUUAAGACAAAACCAAUUCAGGAGAGAGCGAGAAAGAGUGAUGGCAACCAUGAUGGCAACCAACAACAAAGGAGGAAGCUACCCCAAAGUCGGAGGAGAUAGGAGAAAAAGGACCGUUUUCACUCCUGCCCAAAUCGAGCUUUUAAAGAAGGAGUUUGAAGAGAACCAGUAUCCCGGAUACCAGACUAGGGAGGCGCUGGCGAGGUGCAUCAGAGUCGAAGAAGAUCGUGUGCACGACCUGGUUUCAGAACAGAAGAGCGAGAACAAAGGUGACUGGUUCCAAAAUAAUGAUCAGGACCCGAGCUACAGCUCCUUAUAGCCGCUGUGACAGAAGAAGAAGUCCAUUAAACACCCCGGGGAGCAGCCCAAAAAGCAGCCAUGCAGCUUCCAUUAUCCCGAAAGCUUUUGUUCAGACCUGGUUUCAGAACUGAAGAGCGAGAACAAAGAUGACUGGGUCCAAAACAAUGAUCAGGAACCGAGCUACAACUCCUUAUAGCCGCUCUGACAGAAGAAGUCCAAGCACUCCGAGGAGCAGUGCAAGAAGUCCGACGCAGCAACAUUACCAGCCACGCAGCUUCCAUUAUCCCGAAAGCUAAGAAGGAGCAGGGUUCUGGCAGGCACAUCUCAGCACCACGCAACCAGGAGAGCCUGUCUAUGCCACACAGCAGCAGAACUCCCAGGAAUUGAACCCUGUUCAUUACCAGCCAGCUGCUGUUGGUGGAACAGCGCUUUGUGAGACUUCCAAGGCAAGCAACUGCCCAGUUCCAUAUUAUGGUGCAGAGAUGAUGAGGCAGCCUCCACUAUCGAAUGGUAACUUCUGUACUCCAUCAAGCAGUAAAACUGGUCUGCAAUGGGGAACACUUAUGCAACGGGGAAUUAUCCAGCUGCAAAUCCUGUGCAAAUGUUGCCUGACCUGAAGAUUACCAAAAUUGGCAGCAAAGCAACAUCUUCCCUUCUCCCAACGCUUUCUAGGGUUACUCAUCCAAAUAAAUACAUUUUGAAGUUUUUCAAUAAAGUUUGUUAUUUUAAUGCCUUUGUCUGGGAUCAUCAACUGGCUUUCCUUUUACUGAAGCAUUCGCUUCCCUUUGCCCAAGCAAGCUAAGACCACUUGUAUACUGAAAUCAAAAAUAAAAGCUGAACAAUUUGCCACUUGUUCAAAUAAGGACCAAAGUCAAAAUCUGGGGUUAGAACAAUUGGGUAAAUGUUUCAAAAUAUUCCAAUUUUGCUCUUGUUUUUGUUGGGUUGAUGUGGGUUAA
Messenger RNA from Podarcis muralis (Common wall lizard), 1561 nucleotides. The record is from RefSeq and is a predicted model, not a curated record. Lineage: Eukaryota; Metazoa; Chordata; Lepidosauria; Squamata; Lacertidae.